AUGGCUGACAAAGAAAACAGAAGUAUGGAUGUCGAUAAGAGAAAGAAUAAACCUUGUGGCAGUCAAGUUAAGCCAUUAGCUGACGAAGUUAGCCAAAGAAAAGACAACUGGGGCAGCACUGACGGCGAGAAGGACGCCGAAGAAAGCCGUGCCACGACACAAUACUGCGAGAAACUACAGGCAUGGAUGUGGCAGUACUACAGUGGAUAUGUGAACUGGCAAAGCUGGCUAGCAGCGUCAGCCAUGUCCUACCCUUACUGUUUACAGCCACCUAACGGGACUUCGACCGUUCUUGAUAUCAACUCCCAGCACUGGCAUAACAAUCCGUUUGGUCUUCCGUUGCCUCCUUACCCACCCGCGGCCGGCUCCUCGAGCGGCCGUGCAGGUGAAGCCAUCGUCGGGGCAGCAGUGCCUGCUCAGCCGCAGCAGCAGCAGCCGAGGGAGAAUGGAAAUGCACCGAGACCAGGCCGAGAGUACAGUAUUCCUUCUCCUCUCCAAAGACUAAUGGCUGAGAUGGUGGAUUUCUUCAUAUUGUUUUUCAUCAAAGCAACUAUAAUCAUCAGUAUUAUGCACCUUAGUGGAAUCAAAGAUGUUUCCAAGUUCGCCAUGCAUUUUAUAGUGGAGGAAAUCGAUGAAGACACAUCGAUGGAGGAGCUGCAGAAAAUGAUGCUUGUUGCUCUUGUGUAUCGGAUAUUAGUUUGUUUUUAUGAGAUCAUAUGCAUUUGGGGAGCAGGAGGAGCCACUCCCGGAAAGUUUCUCAUUGGACUCAGAGUCGUGACAUGUGACUCAUCGGUUCUGGUUCAGCCUAACAGGGUUCUUGUCGUGCCAGCAACUAAUGUCUCUCUUUCUGCAUCGACUGUUCGAGCCUUGAAUAAGAACUUUUCCAUUGCCUUCUUCUUCCCAGCCUUCAUCACUCUUCUGUUCUUCCAGCACAACAGGACUGUGUAUGAUAUGGUUGCUGGUACAAUUGUUGUCAAGCGAUCCAGGGCCAGAUGAUGCUGCACAGAAGAAUGGUCCCACAAUAACUCUGAACAGGCACUGAGUGACAGUUUGUUUUCUUUUUAAAAAUAUAUAAUGUCGACUGAACUCAGACACCUCCCUUUCAAGGUAUUGUCAGAGCACAAGAGAAUCGGGAUGGUUGCAUUGAGUUUGAGACACACCAAUAUGAACUGUUUCAAUUUGGAUUGUUGUGUUUCUGACACACACACUGUAUUUCUGCAUGUAUGUCUACAUGCUGCUUUCAGAAUCAGGUCCUGUGCAAGGAAAAAAUGAUGGUAUCUGCUAAGUCUUUAUUGACAGAAGAUUCGCUUCCUUUUUAAAAUUGUCUUUCAAGAUUAAGGGUGACUGUCUAACUUGGAUAACUCAGUAUUUAAAGUUUCAGUAGGCAAGGAAACCAGAGAAGACAGGAUUUUAUUUAAAAGAACACCUUUUUUUGUUCUGUUUAGCCACCCCCCACUUUAAAAAAAAAAAAAAAAUUAAUAAUAAUAUAUAAUAACAUUUUGCACAAGUCCUUUAAUUAAUCAAUCACUUUGUCAUUUGUUACUUACUUAAAAUGAUCUCUAAUGCACGAACAUUUCCCCUUUUAAGGAGGAGCAGAGUCUAGGAGAUAGAUAUGUAGUUGGCAUUAACAUACACAGCUGUUGACAGUGACACUGGAUGUAAGUCAGAUCACCUAAUUUUGCUUUGAAUCGUUUACUUUUCAAUUGCAGUUUGACAAGGCAGAUGGGGAGUGCUAAAUUUCUGUCCCAUCUAAAGGUGCUGACGCUGUCUCAGCAGCAGCUUAACCAGGCAUUAACAAGUGCUCAUGUCAUUUUUCCAAGCGUUUAUUUUCUGGUCAUUUCCUGGGGGAUGUGCGUUGUGAUUGGCCGAGGUCUACUGGGGCAAAUUUUAUUAUUAUUUUUUUUUUUAAAAAGCUUGACGACAGAGCUGGGAGAAGGUGCAAGACUCUAGUUUCCUUUCCAUCUGCUUGAGUUAUUAUGCAGUUUUUUCUAAAAACAUUUUGCCUGCAACAGGUUUAAGUUGCUAAUCCUGCAUUAAUGAGAUUACGCCAUCAAGUAUGUCUUUGUAUUAAAUACUUACCCUCGGACCUGUAUGCUCAGACUUAAAAUUUUUGAUCAUUGCUCACAGUGGGAAUCAUGCAUUAAUGAUAACGUGUGAUUAUUACUGCUUUGUAAUAGCUGAUUGUAGUAUUAUCAUUAGCACUAACAUUUGGGAGAAAUUAAAGCAGAGGAGUAACAAAUGGAAAAACACCACAUGGCUGGAUGGAUGAUACCACAAUAUGCAAAAUGCCCUAUGAUCUGUGCAAAGGUGAUUGAAGCUGCCGUGGAAUCAAAACCACUUAAGAUCUUAUGAUAAUCCCUACUAAUUGGCCUAAUUUAAUAACAGAUGGCAUUAUCAAGUGUUUACACAUUUAAUUAUGAGAGCUUAUAGAGGAAAUGUACUGUGACAAUUUCUGCUAUAAAAAAUGCAUUAAUGGA
Molecule: messenger RNA, 2477 nt
Organism: Neolamprologus brichardi
Lineage: Eukaryota; Metazoa; Chordata; Actinopteri; Cichliformes; Cichlidae
Product: protein FAM8A1-like
Source: RefSeq, a predicted model, not a curated record